Molecule: messenger RNA, 1074 nt
Organism: Camellia sinensis
Lineage: Eukaryota; Viridiplantae; Streptophyta; Magnoliopsida; Ericales; Theaceae
Source: RefSeq, a predicted model, not a curated record
CUAGACAAGGCUGCAAUUAUAUUACCAACAAAACCUCUAGAAGAACAACAGAAGAAGAGAUGGAAACUCUGCAGAGUCACGGACGUAGAAGAAACUAAACUCACCAUACGAAUGAUCCCCUUGUGCAUGACUUUCAUUUUCUGCGGCGUUGUAUCUUCCAUCGGCAACACAUACUUCAUCGAGCAAGCAAACCACAUGAACCACAAGCUCGGCAAAAUCUCUAUCCCCAUCGUCAUCCUCCUAUGGUUCCACGACCAAGGCAAACAACAAUUCGCCAAUCUCUACUACAAGCUUGCCAACAAGCUAGGCGGGUCAGGGGCGCGACACUAUGCUCCUCUUAUAGGCAUCGCUGUGUCAAUGGUUUUUGCAAUUCUAUGUUGCAUUACUGCUGCCAAAGUUGAGACAAGAAGGCUAAAUGUGGUGAGGACGCACGGUUUAAUCGACAAGCCAGAGGAUAGAAUUCCAAUGAGCGUGUUCUGGUUGCUUCCACAGUUUGUACUCAUCGGUGCCCUUAAUGGGAUUCUUGAAAACAGCAUUGUCGCAAUCUUUAUUGAUCAGGUUGGGCCAUCAAUGAGAGCAUACGUGAUCCAUUUUGGUUUCGGUGUGGUGGGGUUGGGGAGUAUAGGGAGUGUUCUAUCAGUGUAUGUGGCAGGGAAGGUGAGUGAAAGAGGAGGAAAACAGAGUUGGUUUCAGGACACAUUGAACCAUAGUCGGCUUGAUAAGUAUUAUUGGACACUGGCUUGGUUGAGUGCUGUGAACCUUGGUUUAUACAUUGUGACGGCACUUUUUUACCGUUUCAGAAAAUCAGAAUUGGAAGAUCCUCAAUCAGAAUUGGAAGAUGAGGAUGCUCCCAAUUACCAGAACACGAAUGCACCUUUUAAAGACAAUGCUCGAUGUUGUUGUUAGGUGGCACGGAAUUUUCUGUUCUCAACAUUUAUUAGGUCACAUAUAUUGUUUUCUGUUAAUUAUCAUAUUUGCAGUGUGAAAAUUAAUGUGAGUGUUAUAUGAUUUAUAUGAUGUCAUAGAAUUCUGAGAACAUUGAUAGUUGAAUAAAUUUCAUUGUAUAUGUAGAGC